GGCUGUGAGUGGCGCACAAACCAUACGCAACAACUCGACAUUCAUCGCAUGCGAGCACAUGAGGGCAAGAAAGUGGUGUUCAAGAGAUAUAAGUCGAAGAAUAACUCUAAUCCCAACUCCGACUAUGACUUUAAAGGCGAGCUUAAGAAGUUCCCGUGCGAUUGGCCGGGCUGUGAGCGACGCUUCCGGUACGCCAAUAAUCUCGACACACAUUUGAAAGCACAUCAAAAAUCUGAUUUGCAUAAAUCCGAGAAAGUAGUGAAACAAUCAAAUGAACGGAAAUCACGGAAACAAAGUAUUUCGAAACCAAAAGUUAGUAAAAAGUUUCGAUGCGAUUGGCCCGGAUGUCCGUCCAUAUACUCCACCAGAUCUAUGUUAUUGCAACACACCAACAAACAUACCGGUGCCAAGCCUUUUGCGUGUCUACACUGCGAUAAACGCUUUUCGUACAAAACCACACUUCACUCUCACAUUCAAUUCAAUCAUAAAUUCGCUGAAAAUUCAACCGAAAAGGCGUUUAAAGGACUUCUGGCUCACGACAGGAAAAUGCACCAAAAAGGAAAUGACAACGACUUCAACGAUAGUUACAAUAUCGAAGAAAUCUGUGACAAUACCGACAAUUACUCUCAGAUCCAACCCAUGAGUCAGACAUCGGGUUCACAUUAUCCUAGUAUUCAGUCAAAUGUGAUUCGUUUGGAUCGCAUCCGAGCUUUCAAUUCAACGCGAAUUCAAAUACCAAAUGAACACAACUAUCAAUCAUUGCCUCAAAUGAUUGGCCACAACAACCCCACCACAAGUCGUGUCUUUCAGUGUGUGGUCGAGAAUCUAGUAAAGCCUCAAAAGGAAGUGAGAAAUGUCGUCAAAUUGACUAAUAUUGCUGGCAAUGAGACCAUUACCAAAGAGCUGCCGAUCCCCUGUACUCACGAGACUUGUUGGCGUAGGUUUAAGACACCAAAAGCUCUGGAAUGGCAUCUCAAGAAAUUUCACCCACAAACUUAG
Molecule: messenger RNA, 999 nt
Organism: Oppiella nova
Lineage: Eukaryota; Metazoa; Arthropoda; Arachnida; Sarcoptiformes; Oppiidae
Source: the annotation of a GenBank genome assembly